AGAGAGUAAAGAGAGAUAAGAAGAGAAACUUGGAAAGAGAUGAUUCUAGCGUCGUAUUCGACUUUUCCACUUCUUCUCUGUACUACUAAACACACGCAGUCUCUUUUGAAUCUGUGAAGAAGAAGGAGAAGAAUCAAUAUCCUGAUUAUGGCAAGUUCGGGGGCAGAGAAGCUGAAGCUCUACUCUUACUGCAAAAGCUCAUGCUCACAUCGUGUCCGUAUCGCCCUCUCUUUAAAAGGGAUUGAAUAUGAGUAUAUAGGAGUCAAUCCGCUCAUGAGAGAUGAACUCGUGAAGAUCAAUCCAAUGGGUGCUGUACCAGCUCUGGUUGAUGGAGAUGUUGUCAUUUCUGAUUCUCUAGCCAUCAUAAUGUAUCUUGAUGAGAAGUAUCCUCAGCCACCUCUCUUACCUCGUGACCUCCACAAACGUUCUGUAAAUUACCAGGCAGCGAGUAUUGUCUUGUCUGGCAUACAGCCUUAUCAAAAUACGCCUGUUGCUAGGUAUAUUGAGGAGAAGUCAAAUGCUGAGGUGAAAACUGCUUGGGUCAAUAACGCUCUCACCAAAGGAUUCACAGCUCUCGAGAAGCUGUUGGUUGGCUGCACUGGAAGAUAUGCCACUGGUGAUGAAGUUUACUUGGCUGAUCUCUUUCUAGCUCCACAGAUCCACGCAGCUAUCAACAGAUUCCAGAUCAACAUGGAACCGUACCCAACACUUGCAAAGUGUUACGAGUCAUACAACCAUCUCCCUGCGUUUCAAAACGCUGUCCCAGAGAAGCAGCCAGAUACUCCUGCUUCUCCACCAUCUGAUCCUGUGCCUCCGUAAUGUAAUCUACUCUCAGCCUCAAUAAUACCACACAGACAAGUAGACUUACAACAGCAAUAAUAAUAAUACCUUGUACUCAUGUAGUAUCUUCAUAUGAACUAGUUUUACUUCUUAGUUACUAUACUUGUGUUAUACAAUAAAGGUCACAGAAUUUGGAACUCGCAAAGAUAGAUACGUUACAGCCAGAUUGC
Messenger RNA from Eruca vesicaria subsp. sativa (arugula), 1010 nucleotides. Lineage: Eukaryota; Viridiplantae; Streptophyta; Magnoliopsida; Brassicales; Brassicaceae. The record is from the annotation of a GenBank genome assembly.